Molecule: messenger RNA, 375 nt
Organism: Cyclocybe aegerita
Lineage: Eukaryota; Fungi; Basidiomycota; Agaricomycetes; Agaricales; Hemipholiotaceae
Source: the annotation of a GenBank genome assembly
AUGCAGUGCGGGCGUUGUGGGUUGUACAGCCUUUCGGAGGGCAGAGGUGACGGCAGUGACGGUCAGACACUGGAAGUCAAGGUCGACGCCUCCAAACGCGACAAGCGUGACUCUCCUUUACACCACCACCACCACCUUCUAUCGCCUCUUCCUCGAUUCUCGACUCUGCUCAUCACCGGCCCAUAUCACCCAUCCGCACCCAUCCACCUAACCCUGUCUUCAAAGGCUGCCACACCAGAGAGCCGUGCGAUCAUUCUCGCUCCUUCAAGGUCGGCGCUGAAAGGAAACCUGCAGCAAUUCAAUGAUGCCUGGCUUGCGUCGCGCUCUGGCCAUGGAAAGAUGACUGAGCUCACUCUGAACGACACGAUCUUGUAA